Mustela erminea (ermine) is the source of this 4677-nucleotide messenger RNA. It is a transcript of the gene SFMBT2, whose product is annotated as Scm like with four mbt domains 2. Lineage: Eukaryota; Metazoa; Chordata; Mammalia; Carnivora; Mustelidae. Gene Ontology annotation, biological process: regulation of DNA-templated transcription. The coding region runs from base 737 to 3421 and encodes 894 amino acids. The record is from RefSeq and is a predicted model, not a curated record. Gene Ontology annotation, cellular component: nucleus. Gene Ontology annotation, molecular function: transcription corepressor activity; histone binding. The transcript has 21 exons.
CGAGACGCGGCAGGAGCCCGGCCGACCACCGCCCCGGAACCGGGGCUGCGGCUCGGGGCCGGGGCCCUUUCCGCGUAAAAAAACCGAGGGAGGUGCCCCGGGGACGCGAAAGGUGGCGGUGCGCAGCGAACGGCAGGGUCAGGGGCGCUCGGCCUUGACGGCGUCGGUGGUGUCCGGAGUGCAGAGCUGGCGCCGGGAAGCCUGGGAGACUGUCCCCAAACUUCUGGAGACCCGCCUGCAGUUUCGCUUUCGGAAUUUUCGGGAUCUUUGGGUUUCUAGAGUUGGGUGGGAUUCCGGGAAGAGAGGGCGCCAGGCGCUGGUCCUAGGGAUGCGCGUUCCCCUUUCAGUGCAGUAGUCAGCACUCUUCACCCCAGCGCCCCCUCUUCUGAGUUCCCGGACCCCGCGGGCGCGUUGGAGGGUUUGGGGCUUCCAGCCUCGCGCGCAGCCCCGGCUCCGGAGAGCAUCCGCCCCGCACCGCGUUUUGUCGGCUCCAGCGGCGCGGCCGCUGCGGAUCCGAGCCCACGGGUGGGCAACCGCUUUCGACCAGGGCAGACCCUGCCUGAAUCCGCCUCCAUCGGCGCUGCCCUCCACUUUCCUUUACCCUCCGCCCUCCCACCGACGCCAGGGGACCUGGGAGACCGAUUCGAGGGUCUACACCAAGCCAGUGGAUCCAGGUUUCACCAGGUAAUUCUUGCUGCGGGAUGCGUUAAGAGAGGAGGACCCUUACUCACUAGGCAUGGAGGGCAGCUUGUCCGCGUCCAGCAUGCAGGAACCCGCCUCCUCACCCCCGGAGAAACAGCAGAGCUCAGCGAGCGGUCAUGGAGGUCUCGAUUCAGAAGAAGGUUCGGGCCUGGAGGAAAUCGGCUUUAACUGGGGGGAGUACCUGGAAGAAACAGGCGCCAGCGCAGCCCCUCACACGUCCUUCAAGCACGUUGAAAUAAGUCUUCAGAGCAAUUUCCAGCCAGGGAUGAAGUUGGAGGUGGCCAACAAGAACAACCCCGACACGUACUGGGUGGCCACGGUCAUCACCACGUGUGGGCAGCUGCUGCUUCUGCGUUACUGUGGAUACGGCGAGGACCGCCGGGCCGACUUCUGGUGUGACGUGGUGAUCGCGGAUCUGCACCCCGUGGGGUGGUGCACACAAAACAACAAGGCCUUGAUGCCCCCGGACGCAAUCAAAGAGAAGUACACAGACUGGACGGAAUUCCUCAUUCGUGACUUGACUGGUUCCCGGACAGCGCCGGCCAACCUCCUGGAAGGUCCUCUGCGAGGGAAAGGCCCUAUAGACCUCAUUACAGUUGAUUCCUUAAUAGAACUUCAGGAUUCUCAGAGCCCUUUUCAGUACUGGAUAGUUAGUGUGAUUGAAAAUGUUGGAGGAAGAUUACGCCUUCGCUAUGUGGGAUUGGAGGACACUGAAUCCUAUGACCAGUGGUUGUUUUACUUGGAUUACAGACUUCGACCAGUUGGUUGGUGUCAAGAGAAUAAAUACAGAAUGGACCCACCUUCAGAAAUCUAUCCUUUGAAGAUGGCAUCUGAGUGGAAAUGUGCUCUGGAAAAAUCUCUCGCUGAUGCCGCCCAGUUUCCUCUUCCGAUGGAAGUAUUUAAGGAUCAUGCCGAUCUGCGAAGCCAUUUCUUCACAGUUGGGAUGAAGCUGGAAACAGUGAAUUUGAGCGAGCCCUUUCAUAUCUGUCCUGCAUCCGUGACCAAGGUUUUUAACAAUCAUUUUUUUCAAGUGACUAUUGACGACCUAAGGGCAGAACCCAGUAAUCUCUCGAUGCUGUGCCAUGCGGAUUCUUUGGGGAUUUUACCAGUACAAUGGUGCCUUAAAAAUGGAGUCAAUCUCACGCCUCCCAAAGGUUACUCCGGCCAGGACUUCGACUGGGCCGAUUAUCACAAGCAGCACGGGACAGAAGAAGCCCCUCCCUUCUGCUUCAGAAAUACCACGUUUAGUCGGGGUUUCACGAAGAACAUGAAGCUCGAAGCCGUCAACCCCAGGAACCCAGGAGAGCUCUGCGUGGCCUCUGUGGUCAGCGUGAAGGGGAGGCUGAUGUGGCUUCACCUGGAAGGUCUGCAGACUCCUUCCCCUGAGUUCAUUGUUGACGUGGAGUCCAUGGACAUCUUCCCCGUGGGCUGGUGCGAAGCGAACUCGUACCCUCUGACCACACCGCACAAAACCAUCUCACAAAAGAAGAGAAAGAUUGCAGUCGUGCAACCAGAAAAACAAUUGCCAUCCACAGUGCCUGUUGAGAAAAUACCUCAUGACCUUUGUUUAUUCCCUCACCUGGACACUGCAGGCCCUGUCAACGGGAAGUACUGCUGUCCGCAGCUCUUCAUCAACCACAGGUGUUUCUCGGGCCCUUACCUGAACAAGGGCCGGAUCGCCGAGCUACCUCAGUCGGUGGGACCGGGCAAGUGCGUGCUGGUGCUGAAGGAGGUUCUUAGCAUGAUCAUCAAUGCGGCUUACAAGCCUGGAAGGGUGUUGAGAGAAUUACAGCUGGUGGAGGAUCCUCACUGGAAUUUUCAGGAGGAGACGCUGAAGGCAAAGUACAGAGGCAGAACGUACCGCGCCGUGGCCAAGAUCGUGCGGACGUCUGACCAGGUAGCAGAUUUCUGCCGGCGGGUUUGUGCCAAGCUGGAAUGCUGCCCAAAUCUGUUUAGUCCCGUGCUGGUUUCGGAGAACUGCCCGGAGAACUGCUCCAUUCACACCAAAACCAAGUACACCUAUUACUAUGGAAAGAGGAAGAAGAUCGUGAAGCCCCCGAUAGGGGAAGCCAGCACUGAGAGCGGACACCCGAAGCCCGCCAGACGCAGGAAACGGCGAAAAUCCAUCUUUGUGCAGAAGAAGCGGAGGUCUUCCGCCGUGGACUUGGCCGCGGGCUCGGGGGAGGAGAGCGAGGAAGAGGAUGGGGAUGCCGUGGACGAGGACACGGGCAGUGAGGAGACCAGCUCUGAGCUCCGCGAUGACCAGACAGAUACCUCUUCAGCCGAGGUCCCCUCCGCGCGGCCCCGGAGGGCCGUCACCCUGAGGAGCAGCUCAGAGCCCGAGCGCCGGCCACCCGUGGAAAGGCCUCGAAGGGGCCGGAGGGCACAGGCUGCUUCCUGUACCGAGGGGGCAGAGCAGGGUGUGGCCACCGGCCAGGACCCGGCUGAGGACACAAAGCAGCAGGAGGAGGAGAGACUCGUUCUGGAGAGCAACCCGCUGGAGUGGACCGUGACCGACGUGGUGAGGUUCAUCAAGCUGACGGACUGCGCCCCACUGGCCAAGAUCUUUCAGGAACAGGACAUCGACGGGCAGGCGCUGCUCUUGCUGACGCUGCCCACGGUGCAGGAGUGCAUGGAGCUGAAGCUGGGGCCCGCCAUCAAGCUGUGCCAUCAGAUCGAGCGGGUUAAAGUGGCCUUCUACGCCCAGUACGCCAACUGACGCCGCCCUCUCGGAGGGGACCGGCGCUGUGGUGGUGCAGCGUCUUGGGAAAGUUUGGGGACCAGCGCUUUGUUUUUUGGGUGACGGGAGCUGAUACACGCACUUAGUAGCACCAGAAGGCAGCACAGAGGACCUCCAGCCUCUGUGCCAGUACCACGUUUUCAAGCACACCCGCCACUGCGGCGGGGGCCCCUGGAGUGCUGGGCACUGCGGGAAGAGGAAGAGCUGCUCUGUACGUGCACCUCUCGGCUUUCUCCCUCCGCAAGCCAGGCGGCUCCUGCGAAGGGCCCUCCUCAGCCACGGCCCACUUGGCUUUGAAAAUGAAGGCACAGGUGAUGUCUUUCCUGCACGUAUCCAGAGAGGACACCAGCCGGUGGCUUUGCUCUGCUCGCUGGUGACGAUGCACGUGUGGCUGUGGCUGCACGGAUGCUGAUUUGAUCUCAGUGGCAGCUUCAUUCUCAGACACACUGGUUUCGGGACGUGGUUGUAAAAGGAUGGGCUAAACCCACGUCACCUGUCCCAGCUGCCUCUUGGGAAGUAGGAGGCUUGAAGGAGGCGGUAUGUCAUUGCAGUGAGGCCAUUCUUGCCAUUCUAGACAAUGGAUGUCUAGAGCCUGUGGAGAGUUCCGUCUGCAGUCUCUUCUAGAACCUCACUUAUUUCUGACUUUCUCAUUUCAUUGUGACCAGAUCAGGGAGUGGGUCCUUGAGUCUGCUGGGAAGUGCUGAGCUGUGUAUCGAAGGAAAAGCUUAAUUUCAGAGAGGAGUGGGAAGAGGCUUCAGGAAACUCUUAAUAAGCCAGCUGUGUCCCCUUAGAGGGAUCCUGCAGUGAGUGUCUCAAUGAGACUGGCUCGGAUCCCAGCCCUGGGCUGUCCGGAGGAAGGCCGUGUUCCCGACGGGAGCCCAGGCAGCAUUCUGGAUCAGUGACCUGCCUCAGCCCUGCUCUUCUGCUGGUAUGGCUGAUGGCCACUGCUGACCCCGGGUGACCAUGUCUCUCCGGACCCACUCGUCCGCCUCUGCUCCUGCUAAGGGAAGAGUCUGACCCACCCCCACGAGACACGAGACGAGGUGGAAGAGAAUCACAUCCGCGCCGUGUUUGCCAUUCCUGGCAGCCCACGGUGGCCUAGAGGGUGCCCCUGACACUUCUCGGGGAGCUCAUCGGAUCAGUGAAGUCACUUGUGGGGAGAUCUGUGACUCUGAGAAUUGCCUGAGUUGUUUGUUUGUUUUUGUUGUUGUUAUUAUUAUUAUUUUUGUACCAAG